Cydia strobilella is the source of this 2234-nucleotide messenger RNA. It is a transcript of the gene Rab21, whose product is annotated as ras-related protein Rab-21. Gene Ontology annotation, biological process: Rab protein signal transduction. Lineage: Eukaryota; Metazoa; Arthropoda; Insecta; Lepidoptera; Tortricidae. Gene Ontology annotation, cellular component: endosome; Golgi apparatus. The coding region runs from base 186 to 815 and encodes 209 amino acids. Gene Ontology annotation, molecular function: GTP binding; GTPase activity. The transcript has 5 exons. The record is from RefSeq and is a predicted model, not a curated record.
GUCAACUGGUUGUCAAAGUAAUACCAGUGAUUGGGUAAAUUGUUUCUCAAUAGUUCUCAGGUUUCUUCCUAUAAAGAUGUCAAUGUCAUCAGCUGUUGAUGUUUGAAAAUAGCUAAUCUUUACGUGACGAUUGCUGAUAUACUGAUUUACAACAAAAGCUAGGCUUUGCCCAAAGCUAAAACAUUAUGAGUACAUCGGCGGGCGGUGUAUAUAACUUUAAAGUCGUGUUGUUGGGCGAGGGAUGCGUCGGCAAAACGUCACUUCUGUUGCGUUACAUCGAGGACAAAUUCAACGACAAACAUCUUACUACGCUUCAGGCUACCUUCCUUAACAAGAAAAUAAAUAUAAACGGUAAGCGCAUCAACCUCUCCAUUUGGGACACGGCGGGUCAGGAGAAGUUCCAUGCUCUUGGGCCAAUAUAUUACCGAAAUUCUAAUGGUGCAAUCUUAGUUUAUGACAUCACUGAUGAAGAUUCUUUUGUAAAGGUUAAAAAUUGGGUAAAAGAGCUAAAGAAGAUGCUUGGUCCGGACAUUGUUUUAUUGAUAGCUGGCAAUAAAAUUGACUUGGAGCAUGAGAGAACAGUGCCUCUUGAAGAAGCAGAAAGUUAUGCAGCAAUGGUUGGUGCUAAACACUUCUAUACAUCUGCAAAAUUAAAUCAAUGUGUAGAGGAUCUUUUUUUGGAGCUGACUCGUGAAAUGGUCGAAAAAUUUGAACAAAACUCCCAGCGGGAAGAAAACCGAAUUUCUCGGGUCCUAGUGGUUGACGAUGAGGCUCCUGCUCAAACUUCUUGUUGUUCUGGCUCCAGAAGCAAUUAACUAUCCUUCAUCACUUGUGGACAAUAACUAAAUGUCAGCUUGUUUUUAGUAUAAAAAGAUUAAACCUUUAAAUUUAACCUUUUCAAUGCAAUAUGUUGACAAACAUCUCUUUGUUUGAAGACACUAAACUCGAUCAUCUUUUCUUUCAUAUGUAGAUAGUCAUUUAAAAGCUUUUGAACAGUUAAUAUGUGUAAGUAAUAUUGGGAUUAAAUUUUAAAGUAAAUGUACUUUAUUGACAUUAGGGAAUGCAAAACCGAAUUUUAAUUGUAUGGAAAAAUCGGUUAAUAACCGAAUAUUAACGGAAUUUUUAAUACAAAUAAAAACCGGUUUUGCAUUCCCUAAUUGACAUAUAUUUGAAAAUUGACUUUUUUAUUUUUAAACUUUAGAACUGAAUGAAAUUAGCAACGCGAGUUAACAUUUACAAUGCAUUAAACCUGGUUGUAAGGAUGUGAUGACACCAAAUGAUUCUAAUGUCUAUUAUUUAUUUUAUCAAGAAGGUAAUAAACUAAUAAUGUGAAUGUAAAAACAAGAAUUUAGAUACUUAUAAAAGAUCGAACAAAUAAAUAAAAUACUUAUAAGCUAUAGAAUUUUUGUUACAAUUAUAACAGUGAUUAUUAUUAUAAUUAUUGAGCGUUGAUCGGCGCGGACGGUGCCACACCGCGGGAUUCCGAUGACUCAAAUGCCGCGAUCUUGUUCGAAAAAGUAAUUCUAUUGUUAUUUUAAAUAAGUUUUUUAAGAGUUUUUGAAUAAGAUUUCUACUCGGAAACCAGCGGUGUGGACGGCACGGACGGUGGUCCGUGCCGAUCACUGGGUAUGAGUGAUAUGUUCACGAAAACAUCUACGUACUCAAUAGCCUCGGCUGCUCCGCUAUGAAUCCGCGUGUUUUUUAAAAUCAUGUGUAUGAAAAAUUGUUGUAGGAAUUAUUAUUAGCAUAUACAUUACAUAAGGUUUUUGUAAUAUAAAUAUUGCAAAUAAACAUUAAGGUGGUAAGGUAACAGUCAAUGUAUUUUAGAUAUGAUCAUAUUAGGGAUAGAUAUCAGUUAUUUUUUUUCACCACACCAACUGGUAAAGGCCCUCUUGAUUGUUCAAAAACUAAUGAGAAAGUUGCUUUUUAUCCACAUGUGGGGCAAAGUAAUCAGAUGCAAAAUUUGGGUUGUUUCCUUAUGUUAGCUGGUAGAAUUGACUUUUAAAUUAUGUUUUUUUUUAUUACGUUCAUUUGGAUUUGAUUUGUUUCAAUUAUUUUGGUAUUUCAUAGUUAGUAUUUUCCUCGUGUUGGUGUGGUGAAAAAUUUUGUGUUUCACUCGGAGGCAAAGUUUGUUUAACCUUCGUGCCUUGAAACCCUCGCAACGCUCAAGGUUCCACUUCUCGAACCACUCGCUAUGCUCGUGGUUCAAUUUUGGAAUCUUUCGCUUGCUCGGG